This is a messenger RNA of Penicillium taxi, 225 nucleotides long. RefSeq lists its product as uncharacterized. The record is from RefSeq and is a predicted model, not a curated record. The transcript has 2 exons. NCBI's taxonomy places the organism in Eukaryota, Fungi, Ascomycota, Eurotiomycetes, Eurotiales, Aspergillaceae. Bases 1 to 225 code for a protein of 74 amino acids.
AUGCCCACCGUUAUCCCAAAUGCCCGCAUCGAGGCACUUCGUGUUCGUAAUCGGGCCAUAAUUAGCAUGUCUGUUAUCAUAACGGGAGGCUGGCUUCUCUUCCGCGCUCAGUCACCAAGCAAGAAUGAUAUCUUAUAUACGGAGCAUGACAAGAACAUGAUGAAUGGAGAGGGUGGACAUAGGGUGGCAAGAUCGCCAAUAACUGUCACCAGCGGCAAACACUGA